AUGUGGGCGUUCAAGGUCUUACCAACCUUGUUCGGUCUCGGUGCAUGGUUUCGUCCGUCGUCACCUGCGUCCGAUGUCCAAGUCGUCGUUCAGACUUAUCUCGUGCUUGACGUACCACUACCUACCAUCACCGUCACUGAAACCGUCGGAGUUCUUGCUACCGCCAUCACCCACACCAUCCCGACUGCCUCCUCCACUCCCGUCCCUGAAUCCGACCGUCCUACUAUAGAUGGCUACGCCUAUCCCUUCCCUGACUACACCCGGGCCGAGUCUCGCACCAGAGCGCGUUCCGAUGAGCGUUAUCAAGAUCGUUUGACUGCAAUGCACGUAAUGUGGACGCCUCAGUAUUCCAUAUUCGACUUCGUCGUGUUCCUCACUACUACCUUCGCCUUCGCUGUUAUGACCUUAUGGAUCGCUAUCGUCGCCAAAGACAAGGUUGACAUCGUGCGGUACCUCGAGCAGAUCCCUGGAUACAUCGACGCUUCCUUUCAACACACUGGGUGCCGCAUUGGAUACGCGUGUCUGAUCCUGGCUUGGAUAGGCUUGAUCACCGACUACUGCAUCGGAUGGUCAGAAGGAUACUUAGUAUGGCCGAAAAUAAUCAAUGUGCUUUUCUCGUAUCCACUCCUCCUCAUCGCACACUUCCAACUGCCGCCCAUUGGGCACAUUCUCUUCCUGUUUGGAAGGUUUGCAAAGACAGUUGCAACCGCCCCAGGGCGAUGGAUUGCUAGACAAGCGAGACGUUGGUACGAAGCCCGGACAAGCAAGCGUCGCAUCGACAAGGUAUUCGAUCGACCUAUAUCUAGGAUUACCAUUGGAGAAUGCCUUUUCCCGGACCUUGCCGCCGCCAAACCAAGACAGCAGGACACCAAAUUCUCUCAGAUAAUCAAGGCCGCUUUGAGCGACACCUUCUUUCUCGGCUGGAAUCUCAUCGUUCUCGUGAUCGAGCUCCGUAUCCGAUCUUGGAUGCAGAUCUGGUCACACACUCGCGAUGUCAUCUUGGUCACGAUGGAAGUCCUUUUCGGCUGGGGCGACGAUGCGUUCCUUUGGGACGUCUGGCUGGGGUGCUACCAGACUGGCUUGAAGGGCCUUCGUGGAUGGCUUUCCGUAAGCAAUGGGCUCAUCAAGACAGCUCUCGGAGGGAUUUGGGUUGGCCUCAAGCUGGUCAAAGCCGUCUUCAAUCGUUUCCUCAUCCGUGUCUUGGACAGGAAAGUACCUCACAACUUGACGCCCUGCGAAAUCAAGACUUACGAAGACAAAGUCAACAAUGCCUAUUGCGAAACGUCCACCUACAACCACAGCCAGAUCGCGCUCCUUUUGUUGAAACUUUGGGGAGCCGUCGAAGACAUAGCUCGUUUGGAAGCUCAAAUCAAAUACAUGCAGCAGCACUGCGAUUCCAUAAACAGCCGCGAGAUUGGCGAGAAGUGUGUUGGCUACCGUGCAACAAUCAUCGAGCUCAUUCACGAUAACAACUACUUCCGUCUUCUGCUCUGCGCCAUACUGAACGCUCUGUACAACGAACUUCAUGGCCGAAGGCCCAAUGACCUCAACGCCAAACAUCCUUACAAGCCCAGCCAACUUGAGUUCCGCGUGGCACCUGACCCGCUCACUGGCUUCUACAUGGGUUACAGGGAACACACGAUUCGGGCCGUCAACAAAUGGGAUCUCGGCUACGAAUACCUGAGACAGGUUGAAAACUUCGGCAUGAAGUACGAGAAGGAACCUAUGCGCAUGUCGAUGAUCCUCGCCUGGAAAGCCAAUGGCCCCGGGAACGUUCCUGACAACUUCGAUCCGUUCGUCAAGGACCACUGGGUCUUUUCUGGCGCCAUACCUGGUCUCAACAUCCCCGUCUACAAGUCUGAGCACAACCCGUUCAACAUCCACGCUAAGCGCUUCCCUGUCUACAUCAAUCCUGAGGGGAUCUUUGGACCCCAGAUCGAGGACUUUGCCGCCAAGGGCCGACUUGCGCAGUGGGGCGAUUCUGAGGCCAUGAAGCCCAAGGUUGCUCCUUUCGACGCCGCCGAGCUCUGCAGGUUUACCGCCAAGAUGGAUUUCGGUGCUGAGCCGCUUCGCAAGCACAAGAUGGCUUCAUUGCGCAAGAUGCCCGUGUACUCGAGUGAUCCAUGCCCGACUGGUGAGCCCAGGACGACUGACUUCCCGCUCUACAGGAAGGACUUUGCCUAG
Alternaria rosae is the source of this 2184-nucleotide messenger RNA. RefSeq lists its product as uncharacterized. The transcript is spliced from 2 exons. The record is from RefSeq and is a predicted model, not a curated record. Bases 1 to 2184 code for a protein of 727 amino acids. NCBI's taxonomy places the organism in Eukaryota, Fungi, Ascomycota, Dothideomycetes, Pleosporales, Pleosporaceae.